This is a messenger RNA of Trichosurus vulpecula (common brushtail), 2512 nucleotides long. It is a transcript of the gene FDXACB1, whose product is annotated as ferredoxin-fold anticodon binding domain containing 1. The record is from RefSeq and is a predicted model, not a curated record. The transcript has 5 exons. Bases 2 to 1879 code for a protein of 625 amino acids. Gene Ontology annotation, cellular component: cytoplasm. Lineage: Eukaryota; Metazoa; Chordata; Mammalia; Diprotodontia; Phalangeridae. Gene Ontology annotation, biological process: rRNA base methylation. Gene Ontology annotation, molecular function: rRNA (uridine-N3-)-methyltransferase activity.
CAUGCUCGCUCGCCGCCUCCUACUGGUUGGGGAGGGGAACUUCUCCUUCGCCGCCGCCUUGAGCGAGGUCCAAGGGCCCGGCACUAGUCUCAUCGCCACCUGUCCCCAGGAAUCCACGGCCUUGGCUGAGGACUCGGUUUUCCAGGAGAACCUAAGACGCCUUCGCGAGCGAGGUGCUGAGGUACGCUUCGGGGUGGACUGUACCCAGCUGGCCGAUACCUUUGCAGCCGAUGGCUGGAAGUUUGAUCGCAUUUAUUUCAACUUUCCGCACUGUGGGCGCAAAGCUGGAGUGGCUAAGAACAGGGAGCUGCUUGCCAGGUUUUUCCAGAGCUGUGCUGAUGUCCUUGCAGAGAGAGGGGAGGUCCACGUGGCAUUGUGCAGAGGACAAGGCGGAACUCCUGCUGAUUGUCCCAGGAGAGAAUGGCACAAUAGUUGGCAAGUAGUAGCUAUGGCAGCUGGAGGAGGACUCAUCUUGAGCAGUGUUCAUCCUUUCAGCUUUGAUGCUAUGCCAGGGUAUAAAUGCACUGGAUACAGGAGUCAGAACAAGUCCUUCCAUGUUGAAGGAGCUUUGAAUCAUGUCUUCACCCGGAGCUUACCUUUUGAAGAAUCCCACUCUAUGAUAUGCAGAGUUAGACUGGAUGACCAUUGGCUUUCCUUCUGUGUACCAGAAGCACUGGUAGGGAAGAUAAACAGAGAUUUCCUUGAAACAAAUUCCAGUCAUCCUGUCAGGACUAUUAAUGAAAAGCUGAUUGCUGAGCUCAGUAAAACUUUUUCACUUCAGAGGCUGAAAUGCCCGGCUCUUUUGCUUCCAGAAAAAGGCUGUGAUAGUCACAUUGCCUGGAGCUCUGACUCUCCAUCAGUUCCCUUUUGGAUCGUUCCCCAAAAAGAGAAAAUUACACAUUCUGAGUUGUUUGCUGGUGAAAUAGCAUAUGAUAUGGAGGACUUUCUGGUGUCAUUUUCAAGGCUCCAUCUUCAGAAAGACCCUGAGAGGAACGGGGAACAAGAGACCCAGAAGAGAAUCCAAAGCCCAACGAAGUUCCUUCUCAGACCUUCCCUCCUAAUUUAUGCACAGGAUGUCAUCCAAGGACCAUACUUCCUCCCAGGAUCUUUGCACAUCCUAAGUGGUCCUGUUUUUAGGAAAUGCCUUAUUUCACCUUUCAUGCUGCCAGCAUUUCAUGAGACUUUAUUUAUUCAUGGGUUUAAUAAAAAAAUGAGUGAUUCCUGUCUUCAGUUAUUCCUGGAACACCUGAAGGGCUCUCUAUGUGCCCUUCUCACACAGAGAUUGCCAGAUGGCCCUGAACUGAGCAGCUCUCUGACAUUUAAGCCUCAGAAAAACAAAAAAGAUUAUAUGGUUUGUGUGAAGCCUCCCAGUUUUGGUCCAGAUGAAAUUAUGGGUGUGGUUAUUGGGUCUAUCAUAACAUCUGCUACAAGCCAGCUGUACAAAGACUUGGAUUUUGUAUUUGCAUCUGUGAACCUGGACCUUUUAGUCAUGCUGGUAUGGGGGAUCCCUGACUGGAGAAUUUUAUGGACCUUCGACGAACGUUUUCUAGAUCAUUUUGUCCCUGGAAAAGUAGAACCCUUUAAGACUUUUUCCCUCUAUCCUCCAUCUUAUGUACAUGAUGUUAGCUUUUGGCUAGAUGAGGAGAGAGGAUUUGAUGAAACAGAGUUUCACACUGUGGCUCGAGCUGUGUCUCAGGAUAUGAUCACAUCCAUCCAGCUCCUUAAUCACUUCCAGCACCCACAAACUGGACGGGUCAGCCUUUGCUAUAGACUGACCUACCAGGCUUGUGACAGAGCUCUAAGUCACCAGCAGGCAAUACUGAUUCAAAACCGGCUUAGGAUUGAAAUACAGAAGAGUUUACGGGUGACAGUGAGGUAGCUUCGUGGAAUUAUGUCAUAUUCUGCAAGUGUUGGCAUGACUGAAAAGAACAGUAUGUGUUCUUUCUACAUCAGAGUCUGUUUCUCAGUUUGUGACCAGCAACUAUUUUGCUGAGCCACCCAGAUCUCAGCUUUCUGCGUUCUGGUUUCUGUCUUUACCACUUGGUUGAAACUGCUGUCUCCCAGGUUACUCACAAAAUCCUGGCUCCUAAAUGAAAUGCCCCUUUUCAGUCAUCAUCGUUCUUGACUUCUCUGUAGCUUUUUAUAUUGCUGAACACUCCCUCCUCCUAAAGACUCUGUCUGUGUUUUUCAGAUGUUGCUUUCUCCUGGUUCUACCUGUUUUAUUUUUCUUUUUGGUCUCUUUUGUUGCCGCAAAACCAUGUCCUGUUCUCUUUGUGUACUCCCCAACCCUAUUCUGGACCCUCUUUUCUUCUUUCUGUACAUUGUCUUAGUGAUUUCACCGGCCCUUAUGGUUCAGUUGUCAUCUCUUUGUCAAUGACUCCCAAAUUUAUAUAGCAUCUUUCCUGAAUCUGUUCCACCAACUACGUGCUGCAUAUUUUCAUUUCCCUGUCCCGUAGGCAUCUUAAAUUCAACAUCUCUAAAUCAGAAAUCAUUUCCUCCCCCCAAACCUCAC